Cinclus cinclus is the source of this 1445-nucleotide messenger RNA. It is a transcript of the gene DUSP19, whose product is annotated as dual specificity phosphatase 19. Lineage: Eukaryota; Metazoa; Chordata; Aves; Passeriformes; Cinclidae. The transcript is spliced from 4 exons. Bases 19 to 660 code for a protein of 213 amino acids. The record is from RefSeq and is a predicted model, not a curated record. Gene Ontology annotation, biological process: protein dephosphorylation; regulation of MAP kinase activity. Gene Ontology annotation, molecular function: JUN kinase phosphatase activity. Gene Ontology annotation, cellular component: cytoplasm.
GGUGCCCGCAGUCCCGCCAUGCACUCCCUCGCCCAGGAGAUCCGCAGCUUCUCCAGGGCCAACCUGCGCAAGCAGCGCACCCGAGUGACCACGCUGACCGGCCGCAGGAUCAUCGAGACGUGGCGCGGCGCCUGCCUGCACAUGGAGGAGGAGGAGGAGGGGGAGCCCGGCGGCGGCUUCGUGCAGGAUCUGAGCGCUGACCUGCAGGUCGGAGUGGUGAAGCCCUGGCUGCUGCUGGGGUCGCAGGAUGCUGCUCACGACCUGGAGACGAUGAGAAAACAUAAGGUCACUCAUGUUCUAAAUGUGGCAUAUGGAGUCCAAAAUGCCUUCCUCAAUGACUUUAUAUACAAGACCAUUUCCAUUCUGGACCUCCCAGAAACUGAUAUUACCUCCUAUUUCCCUGAAUGUUUUGAGUUUAUUGAGAAAGCCAAGAUCCAGGAUGGCGUGGUCCUGGUUCACUGUAAUGCAGGAGUCUCCCGUGCAGCAGCCGUAGUCAUUGGUUUUCUAAUGAAGACAGAAAGACUGAGCUUUGCCAGAGCCUUUUCCUUGGUGAAAAAUGCAAGGCCUGCAGCAUGUCCAAAUCCUGGCUUCAUGGAGCAGCUUCACAAGUACCAAGAACACAUUGUAAAGGCAAAUGGAAGCAUAAACAGUCACAACUGAUCCAAAGAAGGAAUUGAAAUAUUCUGUUUUGACUGUACAGGAACUGUUGGAUGUACUUUAAUCUGUCAUUUUGAAAUCCCCUUUUACAUGUGCAUUUUCAAGUCUUUAUAUAUAUUUUUUUUCUUACCCUCCUUUGACCCUGUUUUUUUUCCAGCGUGUCAUCAAAAGGCCAAAUAUACUGACUUCAGAGAAGUUUUGCCUAAAAGCAGAGCACUAAUAAAAAGAUCAUUUUCCUUGAAAUAUUAUAAAACAAUAGAAUGAUGGUUUUCUUACGGAACCAUCAGAAAAUGCAGGCAAUAGAGAAAGGAAGUAAAAUAACUAAGGUGCUUUCUUUCAAAAUCUGUGCAUUCCUAGUUAGUUGUAAAAUCUAGAUAAUAAAACGUUCAUAUAAUGAAGUACCUUGAUACUGGAUUUUAAAAUUAUAUUUCAACUAUAGAUGAUAUUAUUGAAUUUUGUGGACUAGCCAGCCAUUAAUUUUUAUUUUUUUUUUAAUUAAAACUAUGGUCUUUUGAGGAUGCUCAAAAUGUAUAGGAUGUUUUAAUGCUUCAUGUAUUUAUAUUGUUUCUCAUCUAGUAGUGAUUUGAUUUGCACUAACAUGACAAGUCCAGUCUUGGAACCCUAGCAGGGUUUUUUUUUCCUGUAAAUCAUUUCAGUAGAGAUACAAAAAAUGUUGAUAAUGAUCUAUCUCUGUUCAUGCUACUGUGUUCUCUUCACACCUGAUCCUCACGUGCUGUCCCCUCACUCAUUCCACUUUGUAUGUAAAGAACAGACAUCAUAGGGUCUGU